Striga hermonthica is the source of this 378-nucleotide messenger RNA. The record is from the annotation of a GenBank genome assembly. Lineage: Eukaryota; Viridiplantae; Streptophyta; Magnoliopsida; Lamiales; Orobanchaceae.
AUGGAGAAUGCCUCAAAUGAGGAUGAACUUAUAAGAAGCAUGUGCUUAAAUAUGUGGGGCAAGUUUGAUAAGUAUUGGGGGCAAUAUAGAGAGGUGCUUGCAUUCGGGGCUAUCCUUGACCCAAGGAUUAAAUUUCAAGUGUUGGAGUAUUUUUAUAGCACGGUUGAGCACGAUCCGGCAAAAUGUGAAGAGGCUUUCUCACAUGUGAAGGCAAAGUUGUAUCAACUCUUUGAGCAUUAUGUGAAUGCUACCGGUCCCGGCUCUGGCUCCCGCUCCGGCUCCCAUUCUUCACAUACACAACCUUUUCCGCCUCCGUCUACAAUGUCUACUUUGCAAAGUGGAUCAAGAUCAAUCUUCAAGGGAAAAAGAAAGUCUAGU